This is a messenger RNA of Aspergillus puulaauensis, 1086 nucleotides long. RefSeq lists its product as uncharacterized. The transcript is spliced from 3 exons. NCBI's taxonomy places the organism in Eukaryota, Fungi, Ascomycota, Eurotiomycetes, Eurotiales, Aspergillaceae. The coding region runs from base 1 to 1086 and encodes 361 amino acids. The record is from RefSeq and is a predicted model, not a curated record.
AUGUCGACUCCCGAUCGUGGCUGGAUUAUACUGGCCGUCUCAUGGCCGCUCUUUGGUUUCUCUGCGAUCCUGGUCGUGCUCCGCGUCUGGGUGCGUACCAGGAUAAUCAAGUCCUGGGGCUGGGAUGACCCGUUCAUCAUCCUUGCCCUGCUCUGUGCGACCAUCAACACAGCCCUCGCUACAAUGGCAUUUUACUACGGCACCGGCCGCCAUGCGAUCGAUCUGUCCCCGUACCAGCAGAUCCAGUCGACCAAGUACAACUGGCUCUCGCAGGGCUUCCACGUUAUGUCUACGAACUGGGGGAAGGUGUCCGUUGCGUUGUUCAUGCUGCGGAUCAGCCAGCGGGCUAAGCAUCAUCGUCCGGCGAUGUGCACUGGCAUUGCUGUACUGUCCAUUAUAAAUGUGGUCUGCGUGUAUACUAUCUACGGGCAGUGCACGCCGACAGCCAGACUCUGGGCUUCGGAUGUGGAUGGGUCGUGCUGGGAUCCGAAUAUUCAGAAGAACUAUGCAUUCUUCCAGGGCUCGGCAUCGGCGCUUUCCGAUUUACUCCUUGCAAUCUAUCCUCUAUUCACUAUCGGCCCGCUACAAAUGGCAAUCAAGGUCAAGAUCGGGCUGGGCUGUGUUCUAUCACUGGGCGUGAUUGCCAUGGUCGCUGCCAUAGUAAAAACCGUGAACCUCGCCGCUCUCUCCGGCCGAACCGACUACCCCUGGGAGACGGUCGACCUUACAAUCUGGAUCGCGGUCGAGCAAUACCUGAUCAUCAUAGCCGCGUGCAUCCCCACGUUAACCCCGCUGUUCAACAUCGUCGUCCGCAGGCGGACGACCAAGCGAAGCAGCUCGAAUAACAAGCCAUGCCAGACUCGCACUCACAGCGGGCAGUCGGGACAGCCUCGUAUCCAGAGGCCAUUUGCGAGCGGCGGAAAAGGGCCGCGUGAGCCUUGUGUAUGGACAACCAACGGGGAUAGCGACGAGGAACCUAUUAUUCUACCGGAGGAAACACGGGAGGGGAUUCUAAUGACUACUGAUAUCCAUGUUCAGAGUGGAUUUGAAGUGGAUCAUGAGCGGAUGGGGAAGGAAUCAGUAUAG